Molecule: messenger RNA, 4484 nt
Organism: Populus trichocarpa (black cottonwood)
Lineage: Eukaryota; Viridiplantae; Streptophyta; Magnoliopsida; Malpighiales; Salicaceae
Product: pleiotropic drug resistance protein 3
Exons: 24
Coding region: 21-4373 (1450 amino acids)
Cellular component (GO): membrane
Molecular function (GO): ATP hydrolysis activity; ABC-type transporter activity; ATP binding
Source: RefSeq, a predicted model, not a curated record
GUCUUUCUGUUUGUCUAACAAUGGCUCAGCUGGCCGGCCCUGAUGAAAUAGAGUCAUUUCGGAUUGAGUUAGCAGAGAUUGAAAGAAACAUAAGAACCUCAUUCAGGAGUCAAGUGCCGAGUUUUCAUAGUGUUUCAAAUGGGAGUUCUGAGCACAUUAGGGAUGCAGAUGAUGAAGAUAUGUUACAGUGGGCUACUGUUGAGAGAUUACCCACCUUUGAACGGAUUACUACUGCUUUAUUUGAGGAGCAAGAUUGCACUGCGGCAAAUGGAGAUGCUAAGGGGAAAACAAUUGUCAAUGUUUCCAAACUUGGGGCUCAGGAGCGGCAUGUGUUCAUCGAGAAGCUCAUCAAGCACAUUGAAAAUGAUAAUCUCCGAUUGCUGCGGAGACUUAAGCAAAGGAUUGACAAAGUUGGUGUGAAGUUUCCCACUGUGGAAGUGAGAUACAGAAAUCUUUGUGUUGAAGCAGAAUGCGAGUUAGUUCACGGAAAGCCUCUACCCACUCUGUGGAACACUGCCAAGAGCUUGCUCUCUGGGUUUGCCAGUCUCUCAUGCUCAAAACGGAGAACCAAGGCAGGCAUCUUAAAAGAUGCCGGUGGCAUUCUUAAGCCAGGAAGAAUGACGUUAUUGCUCGGCCCCCCAGGAUGUGGCAAAACCACUUUGUUGUUGGCUCUGUCUGGGAAACUAAGCCAUGCUCUCGAGGUCUCGGGAGAGAUAUCUUACAAUGGUCACAGCUUGGAAGAGUUUGUUCCUCAGAAAUCCUCAGUGUAUAUAAGCCAACACGAUCUGCAUAUUCCAGAGAUGACGGUGAGGGAAACAAUUGAUUUUUCUGCACGUUGUCAGGGCAUAGGAAGCAGAGCUGAUAUCAUGAUGGAAGUCAUUAGAAGAGAGAAGCAAGCGGGGAUACUUCCAGAUCCUGAUGUGGAUGCUUACAUGAAGGCAAUAUCAGUUGAGGGACUGAAAAGUACACUUCAGACAGACUACAUAUUGAAGAUUCUAGGACUUGAUAUUUGUUCUGAUAUAAUGGUUGGGGAUGCCAUGAGAAGAGGUAUCUCAGGUGGUCAGAAGAAAAGGCUGACUACAGGGGAGAUGAUUGUGGGGCCCGUGAAAGCACUCUUCAUGGAUGAAAUAUCAAAUGGCUUAGACAGUUCAACCACUUUCCAGAUUAUGUCUUGUAUGCAGCAUUUGGCUCACAUUACUGAUGCAACUGUAUUGAUUUCCCUACUUCAGCCAGCACCGGAGACCUUUGAUCUAUUUGAUGAUAUCAUUCUAAUGGCUGAAGGGAAGAUUGUUUAUCACGGGCCACGUUCUACUAUUAGCAAAUUUUUUGAAGACUGUGGAUUCAGGUGCCCUGAAAGAAAAGGCAUAGCGGACUUCCUCCAAGAGGUUAUCUCAAGAAAAGAUCAAGGGCAAUACUGGCACCGUACUGAACAACUUCACAGUUACAUACCAGUUGACCAGUUUGUUAAGAAAUUCAAAGAAAGCCAGUUUGGUGAGAAGCUAGACAAGGAGCUGUCAAGGCCAUUUGAUAAGUCUAAAAGCCACAAGAAUGCCUUAACCUUCUCUAAAUAUUCAUUAACAAAGUGGGAACUCUUCAAAGCUUGCAGUAUGAGAGAAUUUCUUAUGAUGAAGAGGAAUUCUUUUAUAUACGUGUUAAAAUCUAUACAGCUAGUUAUUGUUGCUUCAAUAUGUAUGACAGUCUUGCUGCGUACAAGAAUGGGUGUUGAUGAGAUCCACGCAAAUUAUUACAUGGGUGCUUUAUUCUAUGCCCUUGUUAUAUUAGUUGUUGAUGGAGUUCCAGAGUUACAGAUGACUACCUCCCGACUUGCAGUUUUUUAUAAGCAGAGAGAGUUAUACUUUUAUCCUGCUUGGGCUUAUGCGAUCCCAGCUGCUAUUCUUAAAGUUCCACUUUCUUUAAUGGAAGCUUUUGUUUGGACAGCCCUUACUUACUAUGUCAUUGGUUACAGCCCUGAGCUUGAAAGGUUCCUCCGGCAAUUUCUUAUACUAUUUCUGUUACAUUUAGCAUCAUUAUCCAUGUUUCGUUUUGUUGCCUCAAUCUUCCAAACCGCGGUUGCUUCAAUGACAGCUGGAAGUAUCGCUAUUAUGGGUUGUUUACUAUUUGGUGGCUUUGUAAUCCCAAAACCCUCUAUGCCUGCUUGGUUGCAAUGGGGAUUUUGGAUUUCUCCAAUAACAUAUGGUGAGAUAGGUUUGACGACAAAUGAGUUUCUUGCUCCUCGAUGGGAAAAGAUUGUGUCCGGUAACACAACCAUAGGGCAACAAACACUAGAAAGCCGAGGGUUAAACUUCCAUGGCUAUUUUUAUUGGAUAUCAGUUGGUGCCUUGAUGGGGUUGGCUUUACUUUUCAACAUUGGUUUUACCUUGGCUUUAACGUUCUUGAAACCUCCGGGAAACUCUAGAGCUAUCAUUUCUUAUGAGAGGUACUAUCAACUACAAGGGAGAAAGGAUGAUGUUGAUGGUUUUGACGAAGACAAAAAACUCCACAGCGCUAAUGAAUCUAGCCCCGGCCCUAAAAAAGGAAGGAUGGUUUUACCUUUUGAACCCCUUGUGAUGACAUUUAAGGACGUGCAAUAUUAUGUUGACACCCCCUUGGAAAUGAGAAAACGAGGUGUUUUGCAGAAGAAGCUCCAGCUUCUAUCCGACAUUACUGGUGCAUUCAGGCCCGGUAUUCUUACAGCACUGAUGGGGGUUAGUGGAGCCGGGAAAACGACUCUUAUGGAUGUUCUUUCUGGAAGGAAAACUGGUGGUACUACUGAAGGAGAGAUUAGGAUUGGCGGGUACCCAAAGGUUCAAGAUACAUUUGCUAGAAUAUCCGGUUAUUGUGAGCAAGCAGACAUACAUUCCCCUCAAAUAACUAUAGAAGAAUCUGUAGUUUUCUCUGCUUGGUUGCGGCUCCCAUCUGUCAUUGAUCCGAAAACUAAAUUUGAUUUUGUCAAUGAAGUCCUUGAAACUAUUGAGCUUGAUGGGAUUAAGGAUUCUUUAGUAGGCAUUCCAGGAAUUAGUGGUUUAUCAACUGAGCAGCGUAAACGACUGACUAUAGCUGUGGAGCUAGUUUCCAAUCCAUCUAUAAUAUUUAUGGAUGAGCCCACAUCUGGCUUAGACGCAAGAGCAGCUGCGAUUGUUAUGAGAGCAGCGAAGAACAUAGUUGAAACGGGAAGAACAGUUAUUUGCACAAUCCACCAGCCAAGUAUUGAUAUCUUUGAGGCAUUUGAUGAGUUGAUUCUAAUGAAAACUGGAGGACGCCUUAUCUAUUCUGGACAGCUGGGUCAGCGGUCAAGCGCACUCAUUGAGUAUUUUGAGAAAAUUCCUGGAGUGCCUAAGAUUAAGGACAACUAUAAUCCGGCAACAUGGAUGUUAGAGGUUACUUCUCAAUCUGCAGAGGCUGAACUUGGGGUAGAUUUUGGACAAAUUUAUGAAGGGUCCACCUUGUACAAGGAGAACAGGAAGCUGGUUGAGCAAUUGAGUUCAAAAACUCCUGGUUCAAAGGACUUGCAUUUUCCUACCCAAUUUUCACAGAAUGGCUGGGAACAGCUCAAAGCAUGCCUCUGGAAACAGAACUUGUCUUAUUGGAGAAGUCCUCCGUACAAUCUGUUGCGCAUUUCUUUCAUAUCUUCUGGAGCUCUUUUGUUUGGCGUACUGUUCUGGCAGCAAGGAAAGAAUAUAAACAACCAACAAGACUUGUUCAGUAUGCUUGGUGCAAUGUACACGGCCAUAAUGUUCUUUGGAAUAAACAAUUGUUCUACAGUUCUGCCUUAUGUUUCAGCAGACCGGACAGUUCUGUACAGGGAAAGAUUUGCUGGAACGUACUCUGCAUGGGCCUAUUCAUUAGCACAGUUGUUAGUUGAGGUUCCUUACUUGUUCGCUCAAUCAGUUAUUUAUGUGAUUGUCACAUAUCCUAUGAUCGGUUACUCCUUGUCUGCCUAUAAGAUAUUCUGGUCUCUCUAUGGGAUGUUCUGCACGUUGCUUUGCUUCAACUACCUGGGGAUGCUGCUCAUAUCAGUGACACCAAAUGCUCAAGUGGCUAUCAUUUUAUGCUCAAUCGCAUUCACAACAAUGAACUUUUUCGCUGGAUUCAUUGUACCGAAAAAGCGUAUUCCAAUGUGGUGGAUUUGGUUGUAUUAUAUUUGUCCCACAUCUUGGGCAUUAGAGGGUAUGUUCACCUCGCAAUAUGGAGAUCUGGACAAAGAAAUAUCAGUCUUCGGCGAAACCAAGACUGCCUCAGCUUUUAUAGAGGAUUACUUCGGGUAUCGUCAAGACUUUUUGGGUGUUGUUGGUCUUGUACUUAUCAUCAUUCCCAUUGUCAUCGCUUCUCUUUUCACUUAUUUUAUUGGAAAAUUGAACUUCCAGAGAAGGUAAAUUCUGUAUUCAUAUUUGUCCAUUAUUGUAUCCUUCGAGGUUAACAUUGCUUAUUUUCAUGGAGAGGAGGAGAAUGACUUGUGGUUAGACAGUUGAUGACCAUGGAUAGCA